Molecule: messenger RNA, 1320 nt
Organism: Akanthomyces muscarius
Lineage: Eukaryota; Fungi; Ascomycota; Sordariomycetes; Hypocreales; Cordycipitaceae
Exons: 3
Coding region: 1-1320 (439 amino acids)
Biological process (GO): protein targeting to membrane; peptidyl-L-cysteine S-palmitoylation
Cellular component (GO): Golgi apparatus; endoplasmic reticulum
Molecular function (GO): protein-cysteine S-palmitoyltransferase activity
Source: RefSeq, a predicted model, not a curated record
AUGGCUGGAUCGGCGAGCAAUCGACAAUCGACUCGCAUCGCCAUUCGCACGAUACCAAUCUUCAUACUGUGCGCUUUUGUAGUCGCAACAUACAUAUAUGUCGGGCACAUAUGCGUGCAAUACUAUAUCGUGAAGAAAGGCCGCACCGGCUUUGGUGCCGGGAUGAUUGUCCUGUACUUUGUCAUCUUCUUCAUCAUGAUCACGGCCUACCUGCGGACAUUUGUGGCCGUCAUCCGCAACCCGGGCCUGGUGCCGCUCGUCAACGGCCAAGCAGACGACGCAAACGAAAAGCAGCCGCCGCCGCCGCCGAGACGACGACGCAGACGUCGCGAUGAGGAGCCGGAUGUCGAGGCUCAGCCUUGGACACCGGUAGACAUGAGUCCAGACAGCCCUGGGCUCGAAAGCUUUUACAGCAAAGACGUGUUUGUCUGUGAGGCAGACGGCCGUCCCAAGUGGUGCUCUGGCUGUCGUCAGUGGAAGCCCGACCGUGCGCACCAUUCGAGCGAGAUUGGGCGCUGCGUGCGAAAGAUGGAUCACUUGUGUCCCUGGGUGGGAGGAAUGGUGUCGGAAACAUCAUUCAACUUUUUCGCGCAGUUCACCUUUUACUGCGCAAUGUACUGCUCCCUCGUGCUCGGCAUAAGCAGCUACACAGUCAGCCAGCAGUCUGGCGAGCGCCGCGAUGCCGACGGCUGGGUCGUCGCGGGCGUCGUGCUGUCGGCCUUUUUCCUGCUCUUCAGCGGCGGCAUGGCACUGACCUCGCUGCGCUACAUCCUCACCAACAUGACAAACAUUGACAUGUUUUCCCGCACCCGCCUCUCGUACCUCGCCGUGCACAUCCCGCUCGAGUCGCCCCCUUCGAGCUACUACCCAACCAUAGUCUACCCGCUGGAGCAGCCCAGCCUCUUGCCGCCGCCACCAGCACCGGCUGCUGCGGGCGCCGAGGAGCUGACUGCUGCUGCUGCUGCUGCUGAUGCUGCCGCCACCCCUGCCGUCGUCUCCGGCGGCGCCACGCCCGGGUCCGUGCCUGAAAGCCCCCCUCGAGACGUGCGGGCGCAGCGCAAAUUUGCCAUUCUGCGGGUAGAGUCGCGCGAGAACCCCUGGGAUCUGGGCUUUCGCCGCAAUUGGACCUCGGUCAUGGGCCACACGCCCCUUGAGUGGCUGCUCCCCAUCAAGCACUCGCCCUGCUGCGACCACGACAGCAUGGAGAGCGACUAUCCUACCGGGAAGCUCCUCGACGAGCUCAAGGGCCGGUAUAGUUUUCCUGGGUACGAGAGUGCAGCGAUUGAUCCUGCGCGGCCAAAGGAGCAUGUCGCUGUGUAA